Molecule: messenger RNA, 510 nt
Organism: Aspergillus calidoustus
Lineage: Eukaryota; Fungi; Ascomycota; Eurotiomycetes; Eurotiales; Aspergillaceae
Source: the annotation of a GenBank genome assembly
AUGGACAUCACAACUAUUCUAAACAGGAAAGGUUCUGUAGCCAUGGUCGCGCCAGAUGCUCAAUUUGACCAGCAACAGUUUAUACAAGCCUCGAAUCUUGACAACUCUUCGCCCAGAAUGAAACCCGAACCCGGCGCCUCCGAGGCCAUCGAUCAGCCAGUACUCUCUUAUACUCCACAUGCUCCGCUCAACCAGAUGCCCAACAUCAACCAGGACAUGCGAUAUCAAGCGCAGCCACCCAACGCCCAGUUGCCUUUGUUGCAAAGUCCUUAUGCCCCCGGAGGGUACGCGGGCACUCAAAUACCCAACACCACGCCUCAAGGGCGACCGGACCCUCCUCCCAAGACCUUCCAUUGUGGAACUUGCGGUAAAGGCUUCGCUCGGCGCAGUGAUCUGGCCAGAGCGAAUCCACUCCGGGAUCCGGCCGCAUGCCUGCGAUUGGCCUGGCUGUGGGAAGCAGUUUAUCCAACGGUCAGCUUUGACUGUACAUUCGCGGGUACACACGGGUGA